CACGUCAACCGCCGACGCACACAGACUCCAGUCGACGUCACCUCCAUGCAAAACACCACUUCAAACAACGUCGCGGAAUUGUUUUUCAUUUGUUUCUCUUCCAUUACGGUAGCAGCAAGUCCAUGAGGAUGAAGAGAGGAGUGACCCCGGCCUGUUGGGUGUUGGUUUGCUGGGCAGUGUUCCUCUUGAUCAGUGUACCAUGUGACGCCUUUGUGCUUCCAAGUGGAGUCAAGAUCCCCUCUUCCAAAUGGCAAAGUAGUGAUCCCAUUAUCGGUCCUUUCCGAAUUUCAUCUUUUGCGGGAGAACGAGCUACCAGUCAUCCGACCACUACUUGUCAAUUAUUCUUCAAGGAAACAACGGAGGGACUUGGUUUAGCACAGAGAGGACGACAACGACGACGAGGUUCACAGGCCAUUAUUCCCUCGUGGGUUUUGGAUGCGCUGCGUGGUCGUGAUGUGACGCUGCCAUUUCAAUUUGCCCUUUCCAGAAAUGACGACGACUUGGAUCGCUCUCUUGUGUCUGUUCGACUGCUCACAUUCGAGGACCUAUCUAUCAUUGUUCCCAUGUGCAUCACCGAGUUUGGAGGCAAUAUGGGAGAAGGCUCUGUCGACUAUUUGCUCGGGAAUGCUCCCUGGGACAAGCCAUCGCAGCUUUCCCAAUUUCUGCGAGAAUGGUUCGAGAAUGCAACCUUGCCAGCCUAUAUCUACUGGACCUUUUGGUUCAAAAUUGUGGCCAGGAAUCCUCAAGACCAUUCUCUGUUGGUAGCUACACUACAGCAGCAACAAUCAUUAUCCGAAAGUACAUACAACAACAACAGCAUACAAAACAAGGAACUCAGUUUGGUGGACACUAUUAUUUCUACAUCUACAGACGAAAAAGAAACAAUCGUGGGAAUGGUGGAACUCAGCAAACAACCCCCGGAUCCACACCGCAAUCCUUCCGCGUAUCCUCUUCCUCUCUGGUACAAACAGGCGUACUGCCUGGUCCACAACCUACCUCCCAUUAAUGGAUGGAUCACCAAUUUACUGGUAGAUCCUGCGUUUCGAUCCCAGGGAUACAGCAAACUGUUAAUGGCGGCGGCCGAAGGUACGGCACGAUCCUGGGGGUGUACCAAAAUUCAUUUGCACUGCGAUGCCGACACGGUGGCGGGAAAAGUACCACAACGUCUCUAUCAAAAUUUGGGAUACGAAAUGGUGGAAGAUCCCAACGCGCCAUUUGCGUGGAUGGGAACGGAAUUGUCCAAUAAAAUUUACAUGAUUCAAGGCGUCGCACUCUUGUACAUGAGAAAAGAGUUGGACGGAUGAAUGACUUGUAGCGGAAUGAACUACCACAAGCAACAACGUACGGGGACAUCAUUUCACGGAUUCCCCACCAAUCAAUCGAUCGAUCAAGUGUCAACACAGUCCUGGACAAACACAAUUUUUUUACUGAUUUGUCAAUGGAUCGAUCGAUAUCAACAGCCAGAAAUUAAUUGUGCAGCCAAAGCGGAUUGAAGCUGCACAGAAAAGACUUCUCAUCAUGCAUGGUUUUCUGUACAAUAUUUUAAUUAAAAUUGAAACCAUUAGAUGCGACACUUCCGAAACAACAUAACAGCAUAAGCAUGAUUUUUU
This is a messenger RNA of Seminavis robusta, 1610 nucleotides long. Lineage: Eukaryota; Bacillariophyta; Bacillariophyceae; Naviculales; Naviculaceae. The record is from the annotation of a GenBank genome assembly.